UCUCUCUCUCUCUCUCUCUCUCUUCCCUCUUCCUCUUCUUCACUCUUCUUCUUCUUUUCUUUCUUCUCUCUCUUUCUCUCUUCUCAUUCCACAGUCACGCCCCCCCUCACUCCCCACUCUUUGAAUACCUUUGCAUCCCUUGCUCAUCUCUCAUUCACCAUGCCCAUCUCUGCCCUCGCAACCGAAACCGCCCUCGCGCCUUCCGCCUCCAUCAAGACCCUCGUCGAGGCCAUCUCCAGGGAAGACUCCGUCGCCACCCCCCUCACGACUGCCACGCCUGAACCCAGCGCACAGGAACAGCAACUCCAGCAACACCUCGAGGCCCUCGAGAUCGUCCAGGCCCACGCCGCAGACACCGAGCACUGGAAGCGCCGUACCGCCUACUCUCUUGUCACGGACGAUUACAGGAUCCAUCAUCUCACCGCUGGAACCCUCCGUGGAGACGGCAAGCUCGGGGUCUCGCCCGCACUGUUCCAGUCCAAGGACGAGCGCCACGUUAUCUCUGUUCUCCAUGUUGGCAAGUCCCUCUGUGGACACCCUAAUAUCGUCCAUGGAGGGCUUUUGGCAACUAUGCUCGAUGAAAUCACUGCCAUGACUGCCAUCCCCAAUCUCCCCGGAAAGACUGGCUUCACCGCGAACCUGAACAUCAACUAUCGCCACCCAUGCAUUGCGGACCAGUUCAUCGUUGCUCAUUCUGAGGUCACCUCGGUCGAGGGUCGUAAGGCCUUUGUGAAGGCCACCUUAAAGACCAUCGAGGGCACCCUUUUGGCCGAUGCUACCGCCCUCUUUAUCGCCCCCAAGGUCCCUGUCUCCGAGAUCACGGAGCAACUGACCCAAGCAAAGACCUCCCCUAAGCUUGUAGAGUCCGAGGUGCAGGCAUAGAAAAAAAGAAGUACUGCACCGACAACCAACGAUUUCUCUCUCCCCUCUCUUUUAAACAAAUGUAAAUGUGUAUAAAUAUAUACAUACUUGUAUUCACAUAAUAUCCCACGCCCUCUGCCAGUUCUGCUAACCGGCUAACCGGAUCAGGCCACACGCCUCUCUUUCUGCAAUCCCAAAUGAUUCAAUACAAUCAUGUUCGAGUGAAUGAAUAAAUUGCCAUGGCGAAAAUGGUU
Gamsiella multidivaricata is the source of this 1115-nucleotide messenger RNA. RefSeq names its product HotDog domain-containing protein. The coding region runs from base 160 to 882 and encodes 240 amino acids. The record is from RefSeq and is a predicted model, not a curated record. The transcript has 3 exons. Lineage: Eukaryota; Fungi; Mortierellomycota; Mortierellomycetes; Mortierellales; Mortierellaceae.